Molecule: messenger RNA, 2412 nt
Organism: Prorocentrum cordatum
Lineage: Eukaryota; Dinophyceae; Prorocentrales; Prorocentraceae
Source: the annotation of a GenBank genome assembly
AUGACUGCACGGUCGAGCAGUCCAAGUGGUCUGCGGAGCAGAAGAGCUGGUGCUGUGAGCACGAAGACAGCGGGUGCCCCUCAACGACGACAACCACAAAGAAACCCUUCGACUGCCGCGCGGGCCUCUGGAACUGGCGCCAGGGGUGGUCUGACAAGAAGAAGACCUGGUGCUGCUCGAACGAGAAGCUGGGGUGCCAGAAAGCAGCCGAGGACGGCCACAACGACUACGUCACAGACUUCUGCUGGAGGCGGUGUGCCACUACUGGUGGAAGACGCCUCGACAUUCGACUGCUUCAAGGACCUCGACAGGUGGAGGGACAAGUGGCCCGCAGACAAGACGGAGUACUGCUGCAAACACGCCGUCGAGUGUCCCUCUGAAGCCUCCGAGGACGAGUUCGACUGCUGGGCCAACCUCUCGACCUGGGAGGAGAGCUGGUCCGACGAGCAGGUUCAGAACUGCUGCGGCCACCACUUCGAGUGCCCGCAGGGGGCCAGGACCAGCACCGAGACGGGCACCAAGACAGGCGAGAAGGCGUUCCCGUGGGACGCCGAGCUCGGGAAGUACACUUGCAAGGGCCUCGACAACGUCACUGGUAGCAUCAGCCCAGGCAAGAAGAAGGCGAUGCAGUGGUGCUGCGAGAACGAGAAGAUCGGGUGCCCGCCGGCCGUCGCCGAGUACAGCAGCAAGCAGUCGCACGGUGCGGCCAAGAAGGCCCGCCCUUCGGCAGGAGGGGGGAGCGAGGAGGGGACCCCGGACGAGGGGGAGCCGCCGGCCGUCGCCGAGUACAGCAGCAAGCAGUCGCACGGUGCGGCCACGAAGGCACGCCCUUCCGUAGGAGGGGGGGGCGACGAAAAGGCCAAGAGGGAGGCUGAGGCCAAGGCGGCGAAGCAGGCCAAGGACAAGGCCGAGAGGGAGGCCGAGGCCAGGGCGCAGAGGGAGGCACUGGCUAAGGCCAAGGAGGAGGCGGAGGCCAAGGCGGAGAAGGAGGCAGAGGAGAAGGCAGUGGAGCAGGCAAAGAGGGAGGCCGAGGUCAAGGCAAAGAGGGAGGCAGAGGAGGAAGCCAAGAGGGAGGCUAUGGCAAAUAGGAAGAAGGAGGCGGAGGAGAAGGCCAAGAGGGAGGCCGAAGAGAAGGCGAAGAAGGAGGCCGAGGAGAAGGCCAAGAAGGAGGCUGAUGCCAAGGCGAAGAAGGAGGCAGCGGAAAAGGCCGAGAGGGAGGCUGAGGCCAAAGCGAAGAAGGAGGCCGAGGAGAAGGCCGAGAGGGAGGCUCAGGCCAAAGCAACGAAGGAGGCGGAGGAGAAGGCAAAGAGGGAGGCAGAGGAGAAGGCGAAGAGGGAGAUAGAGGAGAACGCAAACAGAGAGGCCGAGGCCAAGCCCAAGACAGAGGCCGAUGAGAAGGCCCGAAAGGAGGCAGAGGCCAAGGAACAUGAAGCCGAGGAGAAGGUCAAGAGGGAGGCUCAGGAUAAGGCCAAGAGGGAGGCCGAGGCCAGGGCGCAGAGGGAGGCACUGGCUAAGGCCAAGGAGGAGGCGGAGGCCAAGGCGGAGAAGGAGGCAGAGGAGAAGGCAGAGGAGCAGGCAAAGAGGGAGGCCGAGGUCAAGGCGAAGCGGGAGGCAGAGGAGGAAGCCAAGAGGGAGGCUAUGGCAAAUAGGAAGAAGGAGGCGGAGGAGAAGUCCAAGAGGGAGGCCGAAGAGAAGGCAAAGAGGGAGGCAGAGGAGAAGGCCAAGAAGGAGGCUGAUGCCAAGGCGAAGAAGGAGGCAGAAGACAAAACCAAGAGGGAGGUUGAUGCCAAAGCGAGGAAGGAGGCCGAGGAGAGGGCCAAGAGGGAGGCUGAUGCCAAGGCGACGAAGGAAGCAGAGGAGAAGGUCAAGAGGGAGGCUGAGGUCAAUGCGAAGAAGGAGGCCGAGGAGAAGGCCAAGAGGGAGGCUGAGGCCGAAGCGAAGAAGGCAGCCGAAGAGAAGGCCAAGAGGGAGUCUGAGGCCAAAGCGAAGAAGGAGGCACAGAGCACGACCACCGCCGCUACCACCGUCACGACCACCGCCGAAAACACGACUACGCCCUUCGACUGCCAGGAAGGUCUCGUCGACUCGAUGUCGGGCUGGACGGUCGCGAAGUACGAGUGGUGCUGCCACAGCCAGGGCAUCGGCUGCCUGGACGAAGCGGACUUGGUGUCCUCGUUGUCCUUGGUCGAGUCCGCGCGAAAGCUGGGCGCUGUUCGCCCUUGGAAUGUGGCCCUGGCCGUCGGACAUGACUCCUCGGCCUGGCGGCGGCUGCAGCCCUAUCUUUCUCCAGGACGGACGUCCAGACGGUACCGGGCCGUGGACCCCUGGCUGACGGAGCACCUCGGCGCACCGGACGGGGAGUCCACGGAGCUCUCCGGCUGCGAGGGUCUGCAUGUGGUCAGACCCGAGUGA